Molecule: messenger RNA, 12796 nt
Organism: Diorhabda carinulata
Lineage: Eukaryota; Metazoa; Arthropoda; Insecta; Coleoptera; Chrysomelidae
Product: gamma-1-syntrophin
Exons: 9
Coding region: 395-1921 (508 amino acids)
Cellular component (GO): intracellular anatomical structure; dystrophin-associated glycoprotein complex
Molecular function (GO): protein binding; structural molecule activity
Source: RefSeq, a predicted model, not a curated record
AACCUUGCAUAUUUCCAACCAUCCCUUGAUGUUUUUAAGGCCGUAACUUACAAAAGUGAAAAUAACGUCAUCGAGUGCUAUGAAGUUCUGCGUAUUUUUUGAAGUUGCGCGAAGUUGUGCCUCAAGAGCUUGAUAUUUAUUUGUUGAAUGGUUAGACCUACCCUAUCAAAAUUUUACUACCCUGUACUACGAGGGAUAGGAUUGGAUUUCACGGUUUUCGUAAGUGAGUCAGUGGAUACGUCCCAGUAUUAAACUGAAGAAUUCCUAUUAAAAUGGCUGCUACUACUGCAAAAAAUUUUCCCCAUGAAACGUCAGAAGGGUGAAAAUGAUAAUAUUGUAUAACAAACUUUAAUGAAUGUUUAUUCGUAGAUAAAAUAGAAGUAUUGAUUUAAACAUGAAGAUAAACACUACAAGGAUGACGACCCCAAUUGAAGAGAAGGUUGAUCAAAAACUAAAAGUUAGGACUGGAAUGGUAACUGUGAGUGAUGGAAAAAGUAGACCUAUCCCUGUACAGUUACAUCUUUCCAUGGAAGUAUUACGUUUACAGAAAGAAGAACUCUUACCACCUGAAUCUAAAGCAAUCAACACCAAGGAAAGAAUGGUACAGAUUAGAAGACAGAAAGUUGGAGGUCUUGGGCUUAGUAUUAAAGGAGGAGCUGAACAUAAACUGCCAAUUCUGAUAUCUAGGAUUUAUAAAAAUCAAGCUGCUGAUCAAACUGGAGAAUUAUUUGUAGGGGAUGCUAUUAUUAAAGUUAAUGGAGAAUACAUUACGGCUUGUCCUCAUGAUGAUGCAGUUAAUAUAUUGAGAAAUGCUGGAGAUUUGGUUGUUUUAACUGUGAAGCAUUAUAAAGCAGCUACUCCAUUUUUACAAAAACAAGAAGAUAAAGAGAUGCAGCAAGCAGCAGAAGCGAAUGGCGAUGAAAAGGCAGCUUCUGAUGAAAGUUUGAGAAUAACAAGUAGUACUAGUAGUAGACCCAGCUCUAUUUGUUCAGAGUUAGAUCAAGAGAAUCCAUUAACUCACUGGAUUGACAUAGUAACUGUACCUCUUAUGAUGGCUUAUGUCACACGAUACAUUUUUGGGACUGACAAACUUAGACCAAAUGCAUUUGAAGUUCGAGGGUUGAAUGGAAUAAGUACUGGGAUCAUUCAGUGUGACGAUUCUGCAAUAUUAUCUCAGUGGUUGAAAUAUAUUUCAGAUAAUAUUAUUGGAUUAACAAAUUUACAGAUGAAACUUUAUAAUAGAAACUUCAGUGUUUCGGAUCGUAUAGAAUACAUGGGCUGGGUGAAUGAGGGUGUUCUGAAUAAUAACCAUCCUUGGCAAAACUACAAACCUAGAUUUUUUGCAUUAAAGGGUACCGAUCUUAUGUUAUUUGAUAACCCACCGCUUAAUGUGACUGAUUGGGGAAAAUGCCCUCUGAUGUUUAAAGUGUAUCAAACAAUGUUCAGGGUGAUAAAAGAUUCAGAAAAUGUCGAUGAAAGACAACAUUGUUUCUUGGUACAAACAUCUGGUCAGGACUCCAGAUAUUUUUCUGUUGAAACCAGACAGGAACUUUUGAAAAUUGAAAAUGCUUGGCACUGUUCUGUAUGUACCGCCGUCAUGAAAUUAGGGAACAAGACUUUUACCGUGAGUAGUAAUGGAAAGACUGCGGGAUUAACAUUGGAUUGGAAUCUAGGAUUCUCUUUACACGAAGGUGAUUCUAAAACUCCCGUUUGGCAGUAUAAAUUUUCACAAUUACGGGGAUCAUCUGAUGAUGGAAAAUCAAAACUGAAACUCCAUUUCCAGGAUAUCGAAUCUAGAGUUAUUGAAACAAAGGAACUGGAAUGUUCGAUAUUGCAAAGUUUACUGUUCUGUAUGCAUGCGUUUUUGACAGCAAAAGUUGCCUCGGUGGAUCCAGGAUUUUUAUGUUCCGUGAUACCAUAGAUUUAGAAAAAAAUAGAACUGAUUUCAAAUUAAUUAGUAUCAAUUAUGGAAGCAGAAUAAACAUCAGUUUUGUUUACAGAUACCCACUGAUAUAUUAAUCAAUAAUUUUGUAAAAACCCAUAUAUAUUCUGUUACUCCCAAAUUCGUUGUUGUGAUUACCUGUAAACAAAAAUUUUGUGGCAAAUGUUCGAAAAGUAAAACUACUAAGAUGUUCACAUGGUAGUAGAUGAUGCACUUUUAAUACUUUUUUAUUUUUCUAUAUCUUAUUUUGUAACAAACUAGAAACUUUCCAAACCAAAGAAUUGAAUUGCAAUACUACUAUUCCUAAAUAUUUCCAUAUUUCCAAGAUUAUAAGCAUUCUUUUUUGGAUAAGGACACUGAAUUACUACAAAAAUUGAAUUAGAAAUUGUUAAUAUCUGAAGCAUAUCCUAGAAUAUCUUCUUAUAAAAAUAAAUUUCCUUGUAUUAUAAUAUACUUCACUAACAAUUACACUGUUUAAACCGUAUUUUUGAAUCAGAUAUCUAUAUCAGACUCUAAGGAACAAACAGUAUAGUGGUACUAAACUGUACGUUUAGUGUCUACAUGAAACAACAUUUCUAAAAAUCGUCUUUGGGAAUGUAUCUUUGGCUCCCUUAUAGAGCAUUGCCUUCUCUGAAAGCACCCAAUGGGAUUAAGUCUAGCAGAAAUUGAUGAGUCUAAAAACAGUUAGGAAAUGAAUGAAACACUCAAUGAGUUAAUCUAGACUAUCUCACAACUGCAAGUGAACACAACAAGAAACUUGGAAAACUGAAUAUCUAAACUCUUCAGAGCUACUGGAAUUGGAAAACAAAAACAAAUUUGACCCAUUUAACUUUGGCUUAGAGAUACACAUCACUAACAGAUAUUAGUAGAUGGUAGACUCUAAGCCUGUUAUACUAACUAAAAGAGGUAACUGGUACAAUGAUGACUCCAAGGAUGAAUGGAUAGGUCGGAGAAGGCUUCUAUUGAGGACACUCCAUAAUCAGUAAAUUUUUCUCACUUUGAGAACUUGCUUCCGUAAUGCAAGUAUUUGCUGUGAUGCAAUAAUUAAUUGAUGCCAUAGUAACAUAGCAAUCUGAAUCAGCUCAAACUGUAAAGCUGCCAUAAAAUCUAUAACUGUUGAAAUGGUUUCCUACAUGAACUAGCUCUUUUAGAUGCCUGGUCACCAACGAACAUAGAACCCAUUAUUAGUGAUGCUAUUACAUCACUUAGUAGUCUGAUUGCAAGAUUGAUGGAUACACCUGACAUAAGAUAGCCCAAGACACUUAUCAAUGGACCUUCUGCCUAUUACCAAUCAACUGCUUCACUUAAACAUGUGCCAAAUUCGACUGGUCACAAGUAUGUUAACCAGACAUGGUCAUUUGAGACGCCAUCUCCAUGCUUAGGCAUCAUACAGACGAUCUAAAAUGCCACUGGUGCAUGGAGGACAUGAAUCUGUUAGAAAUAUUAUUGGUGAAUGCCCAGUGUGCUUAGUGACAUGAAAAGAUUUAAGCCUGUUCAUGCACCAAAUCAACUAUGAACUAUUUAACUUUGGAUCGUUUCUGUAGUAUAGAUAAGGGUGGUAUUUGUAUGUAUGGAUUUUGGCCAAAGGAUCUAUUGUGUCCCUUCUUUCUUGCUGUGAUAUUGGAGAACCCAGUGCUUCUAUUUCAAGUGCUCCUAUCUACCUUCUUUUCCAUUGUUCUGUAGCUGAUAAUACAGAAAGGUUCAGGUUCGGGACUCAUGAAUGACUUGUCUGCCCCCCGCUUUAGCGAGCAAUAAAGCUCUGUUGUGUUUUUGGAAUCUAUUGUAGGGUAACUUGUUUUGCCUAGUUCGUUUAAGUUUUCUAGGCAAUCCCUAAGUUUGGAUAGUAUGUAAUUGGAGCUUAGAGCUCUAAUGGCUGUUUGACUAUUGGACAGGAUGAUGAUCUCUUAUUUGCGAUAGUUCCUCUCUAGAUUGAAAUGAACCCAUUUUUCAAUUGCAUAGAUUUCUACUUGAAAAAUACUUUGUGUGCUGCUCAGGCUUUCAGAGUGUUUGAUUCUAGGCCCAUACACUCUUAUUCCAGUUCUUUCUGCUGUUGAUGGCAUUUAUGUUUAUUUAUUUGUAUGGUGUUAUGAUAUCAUGGGUGGUAGUUACCACAAAAAGAUCCAGAUGACUGCUUAUAGAGAGGUCUAAAACUACUGAUAGGAAAAAUUAGGCUUGGUAGAAAUCAUUCAAAUAUUGCGUGGAGUAAUUCACAAGAGAUGCUCCUUAAAUAAAGUUUAAAUCCCGACUAGUAUUUUGUAAACAUUUGUGUACUGUGAUGUCCCACCUAUCAUCUGUCGUUUUCGCCAUCUGUUUACUUCCAUUACACUAACACCGUCUUGUAUUUGCGCCAGACAUGAAUCUAUGGAAGGCUCAAAGGACUAGAUGGUUUUAUUGUUGUGGGGUUAAUAGUUUUUUUGGUAUGAAUAUCAUCACACUUUUCAGAAAUUCCAAUUUAUUUGAUUUUUAGACAUUUUUAUUUAAAAUCUAGUUAAAUAUUCUUUGGUUUGGAAAUAAUAAAAUGUUUUUAUAGCUCAUAAAUAUAACGAUGUUCCUCGUAAACUUUAGAUUAAAAUUGAGUUGUUUUUAAUUAAUUCUGUAUUUCUAGAAAAUACUAACAUCAACAUACUAGUUAGAUAUGAUUCAUUGACUGUUCAAAUAUUUAUCCACAUUUAAAAAAAAUUGUAUACAUCAAUACUAACUACCAGAAGUAAUUUAACAAGUAUUAUUUAGAACAGGGCUGAGACAAAUGGAUUUAUAUUUUGGAAAAUAAUGAAUAUACAAGAAGAUAACAGUUUUCUAUAAUUUAUUUUUUAUAUAAUGUGCGUUUUAUGUUGUUAUUAUGUUUUGAAAAAUACUGUUUAGGUAUAGAUAUACAAGUUAUUUGCUAUUUUUUAUUGAGUAUAAUCCUUAAUUUGUGUUUACUUAGAACGUCCAAUUUAUAAUCAAAGAAGGAUAUACAAAGAACUAACUUUAUUUUUACAUUAUCUACAUAUUAAUUAAACCGCGACUUUUUUAUAAUAAAUUGUAUAAAUUGCUUAUUAUUUUGGUACAGUUCACUACCAACACUCACAAUUACACUAUUUUACUCUCAUUUUGAUUACCAAGUUACCAUCUUCAAAUAUUGAUCUUGCUUAUAGUAGUUACGAACUAGUUUACAACAUAUGUCGAAAGAAAUACAUCACAAAUAAUAACAUACUAGGAGUAUUUAAUAAUUUAGAACAAAAAUCGUAAACAAAUAUUAUCGAAAGUUUAUCAUUGCGUUACAUCACAUUUAACAUGAAUUCUCAUGGGCAUUGUAUUGGGUUGGCGACAUAGUAAUUUCGGUUUUGUAGUAUAAAAUAAAUUUAUUUUAAUUGCUUUAUAGACGGUUUCAUAAUAGUGCAGCUUUUCAGGUUCAUAAAAACUGGAAAGCUCUAACUACAGAACCAAAACCGCUAAAGGCAAGUCAUCAUAGUUAUCUCCUCUUGCCUUUUGGUCCUCCAUCCUGCAUGAUUAAACGAAUGCUUUGUUGAUCAUUUGUGCUCUGUCUAAGAUAGUGACUUUAAAAUUUCCAUCCGUAUCUACCAUUUCCAUUUGAAGCAUUCUUCGGUAGUGACUUUGAAGGCUUUGUAUGACACAUUGGUUCAUUUGUUGGUCUAGUAAGAAGCAAAGUUUUAUGUUUUUAAGAUCAGUGUAAUUUUGAGUGUAUAUGGUAAUCACUAACGAUUCCAGAAAUUCAACUCAAUUACUCUGGUAGUAGUAUUUUGUAGCAACUCAUUUUUAGGUAAACUUAGGAGCAUAUCUAGAUACUUACUACUCACAAAAGUGAAAUAAAAGUUUGUAAAAUAACAGUGUUUACCUGCAAAUAGGAUUUGUUUUUCCUUUAAGAAGAACAAAAUCAAUUAACUUCCACUAAUGUAAAAAUAUAUCUUUAAGGCUUAGAAUAUACGCAUAUUUUUUAAUGGUUUGAUGUCUUCAUAAUUAUUUAAAAGUUUAUGGUUGCUUAACUCGUAUUUUUCUAAUUUUAUACCGGCUAGGAAGACGAAAACAAAACACAGUCAUCAAUCCAAUCAUUAGAAAAUUGUUUUUACCAACUGUUGCUAUGAUGAAUGUCUCACUAAUUUAUCAGUACUAUAUAAGGUUUAAUCAUUUUUCGUAAAUUUCGUCAUAAGGAGUGUGGGAUAUGUCCGCUAUUUUGGAUGUCAACAGUGGUGUAUUCUGAGACACCAAUCAUGUGUCAUCUAUCGAUACUACCACCUGUCAACUGUCGUAUACUCCCUCUUGGAUGUCAUUUGUUUAUAUACUGUUAUGUCUCACUCAUCAUCGGUCGUUUGCUCCAUCUUGGAUAUCAUCUGACGUCUGUACUGUGAUGUCUCACCCAUCAUCUCUCGGUUCCGCCAUCUGUCAAUUGUUGUGUGCGUUUAUUGUCUAUGACCGCACCCAUUAUCUGUCUUAUUGUCUAUGAUCCAAUAUCAUCUGUGGAUACUGCCAACUUGGAUGUCAUCUGUCGUGUUUGCUGUGUUGUCGUUGUCAACUGUCGUUUCGGUCAUCUGUCGAAAGAUCUGUUUGUUUUCGUCUAACUACCCUGUAUACAAUUCCAGAUAUUAUUUAUGUUGAAGACGGACAUUAAACAAACUAUUAAAUAAGUAUUGUGUAUGUUUGUUAUGAUGCCUUUGUGAAUCAGUGUUUUGUACGAGAUACAAAAUUAGUGAACGUUAAAAAUAGUCUGAUACUCAAAAAAUGCACAAGUAUGAAGUAGAACAAAGUAUAAAUUGAUGUACUCAAGCUAUUUUUAACUGAAUAUAUUGUUUUGUAUAAUGUGAGGCAUGGUUAGUUUCUCGUUUUAAAAAGUAACAAUAUAAAAAUUAUUUUCUGUGUACAGGGGUUCGUCCAAAGUUUUAUUUUAAUUGGUGUAAAAAAACUACAUUUAAAGGUGACCACUGUUCUUGUAAAUGCAUCGAGGUAGCAGAAAUUUGAAUUUUGUUUUACAGUUGACCAACCAUAUAAACCAUAAAUUUUAGCUAACCUCACAGGUAUUAAUCACAUGGUAGUCAUUGAAGAUUAAAAGAUAAAGAUAAAAGUGAUGGUUCCCACGAGAGAUCAAUUGAUCUUGUUUGAUCUGUGGUACCAUCUUGUCGAAACUACGUUUUCUCUACAUCCAUAUGGAGUUUGGCCAAUAAAAAAAUCCUCCAUUAUGUUGACAUGACGUUCAGAAUUGACUUACAAGAUCUAUACACCAAUAAUAACUAUUCUAGAUAUUGCAUACCAACCAGAUAUAUGUUCUAUAUGCUACUCAUGAAGUUUUUUUGAGUUUGUGAGGCUAAAAAAAUUUGUUCAUGUAUUCUGAAAUAAGUAAAUAAGGAAGUAGAUUAUCGAGUGAGGUUUCAAAUGCAUUUUAUAGCUUUGUAUACUUUUAUAUUGGUGGAAAUUGAGUUAUUCAUGAAGAAUUUUUAACGCUGUGCGGUUAGAAAUCCCUAAUGCAGCCGAAUGUUUGCUUGGUGAUCGUUUUUUUUUACCUUUUUGAUUUUUGGAUGUUUUAAGACGAAGUGAUUAUUCUACAAGGUUGUUUACGUUUUUUUGCACACUAUUGGUAUGCAUAAACGUACCUACACAUCAACAAACUGAUUUCCGAUUAUGUACAUCACCUGUAGGCGCCAUAUUGAGAUAUCUUUUGAAUGCAUGUUGAAUUGAAUGACUGAAGGAAAAGUAAUCUCCACGAGGAACGCGAAACUUACUUUCAUAAUUUCCUUUUGGUGGAGUAAAUAAGAAAGUAACCACGCUCCACGUUGUAUCAUUGUCUGAGACAAAAAUAAAUAAGAAAAAGAUCUUUUUAUGUUCAUGUAUAUCACUUUUUUUACAGCAUUCAGAAUAUUUUUAUGGGAUGAUUAAUUAAAAUUAAAACCGCAUACCAUAGUAGCUUAUAACUAAAUUGAAAUUUCAGAAAUGCUUCAACAUACAAUAAAUAAUAUUCAAAUUGAGGUAAAAAAUAAUAUGAACAAUUAUUUUUCAUGAAUUUUAAUUAUAUUAGUGGUGCUCCCAUCAUCCAAUGGAAUCAAACCAGUUGACAUUAGUAGUAGUACACCGAGACGGAAUAGUUCAGCAACAAUUUUUUGAUAAUGUGAUAGCUUUACAUCAAAAAUAGUAAAUGUGAAAGAAAUUUAACAACAUAACCUCAAAAAAAAAUUAAGGAUGGUGACCUCUUAGUUAAAUAUGAUUCUGUACACGUCUAGGUUUGAUAAAAGAUGAUCGAUGUUUACUUUCGCUGCACCAACUCAAACAUUGAAGACAGUCGUUUGAUUUGUAACGGCAAGGUACAUUGUAAAUAGGUGAUUCAGAAUUUUCCGUCAAUUUCUGUUAGACUAAAUCUCAUCAGGUGCUUUCUGAAUCGGUUAUAUCCUGUAAAGAAAUCAGUGAGAAGGUGUAGCAUAUUUUUGCUAAGAUGGAGAUAUUUAUUAGAUCCCACCGUAUAGAAUUCCAAAGGAGUGGAGUAGUCUAAUAUUGAAGCAUCUUUCAAUACUAUAUCUAUUAUAAACUUCUUUAUCAAACUAUUUGUAGCACAAUCGCAAAAUAGUAUUAUACAGCUAGUUGUCUAGAAGUGUCUGUUUAACGCUUGGUUGAAAAUUUGAUCUUCUGCGCGUUUAUCUACGUACUUUUGUUUACAUAUGAUUCUUUCAGUGACGGAAGUCAUUUUGUUAUGUUUAACUUCUUGUUUAAUCGGCGCUACGGCUGCUAAUUCUUUCUGUCCUAAGCAUGGUUCUCCAACGUCGAACCUCUAGCUGUUUCAGAUCCGCCUUAUCGUCGUACAACCAGUGAAGGUGCUGGCUUCCUCUGAAUCGCCGUUCUCCUCCGGAUCCUCCACGCACCGUUCUGGCAAACAGGACAAAAAAUCUUUCUUAGGACUACGGGACAUUAUUGUCUUUUAAAUUGUGUGCUUUGAUUUUCGUGAGAGCCCUCUAAACUUGAGCGCUCUCUGGACUGCCCAGAAGCAUCUGUUCUCCGCAGCUCUUGCCUUGAUCUCCGUUGUCACUCCAUUAUUUUCAGUUAUGUUCUCUGACUUGGAACGUGGAUUGGGAACUUGGUUGAGGUUCUCAUGUUCAUUGAUUUUGAGUAUACUGGCUUUAGCUGCUCGCUCGAACUCCUCAAACCGCUUCUGAAAGAGCCGAAGUGAUUUGUGCCAUCAUGUCAACAUCAUCCGCAUAGGCGAGGUGCUGUGUGAGUUUAUUGCAAAUCGUUCCUUCGGGAUUCGUUUGGGUGCUCCUUGCGUUACCUUCCAGUGAGAACUUAAACAGUGUUGUCGCUAGUGUUAUGUUUAACGUAACUUAAUAUCUGCUGUUUGGUUUUUUAAACAGAUAUCUUUACUAAAAAAAUUUUCUUUUAAACACGAUAGAAGAAAUUAUUUAUUUUUGGUAUCAUCCUUCUCAGUUGAAAAUAUUCGAUUUUUAGUUGCCAUAACCAACUGCGGGGAAACCUCCCCAAAAUUUCUUUUUUUGUAUUAUGGAUAAACAUAUUUGGUUGUGUUAUUUUGUCAAGCCUUACAUUACAUCUGUAUGCUGUACAAAAAGUACUAGGUUAGUAGUUUAUGUGUCAUUAUUGCUAUUUUGAACAUAAACUAAAAAUAGCGAAGACUCUUAUUAUUAAGGAUCUAGUUGAAGAAAAUCAUUGUAACUCAUCAUAUCAUAUCAUUGUAGAUAACUUCCAAACUAAUUAUUGAUAGUCAAUCAUGGAUUCGUUCAAUUAUAAAUAUAAUCGAGCAAUAAGUGUACUAGAAGUUUAAGGCAUCCCAUUUUAACAAUUAUUUUACAUUUAAAAAUAAAAUUUUGUAUAUCACAACCAUUUUUGAAAAGGAAGUUGGAAUUUUUAAUUAGUGGCUUAUAGGAACUGAGAAAACUGUAUCCAGUGUGUAUUGUGUUUUGAAAAGAUUCAUUAAAACCAUAUAAAGUAAAUUCAAAAUAUAACCUCUAAAUAAAACUAUUUUCGCUUCAGCUCCUUGUUCAAGGUUAUUUUCUCUAUUAUUAUAUCUGUCGUGAUUUCCUGUAAUUUAUUCUCUAAAAAUUUAUUCUUUUUCGACAGCGACGUGCUGAAAAGUGACAAUGUAACUGUCAAUACAGUUUCACGUACCUACGUCUGGCCACAUCGAUGUAUAUCUGAUAACUGAUCUACAUUCCAUUAAUUGAUUAAAAAAAUUGGGAUGUCCUUUACUUUAUCCUAAUUCUUGACUAGUUUUUCGAACCAAAGUUUAAUGAGUGAUCUUAUUGUUAAUUAUUGUUGUAAACAUCGCAUAAAUUUUAGAAUUUAUCAAAUUAUUUAGGUAAAUGCUGACGAUAUCUUAACACUUUUUGAUUGUCCCUCGUAUCUUUGCUUUCAUUUGAAUCUAAAAAGUUUGUUGUUUAACACGUUAACUUUGACCCUUACAUAAAAGAAUAUUUAUAUCAAUGACGGCUACCGUUUCAUGCUUACCAGAUGACGCUAGUGGGGAGUAAAGUAUUGAAGUAUAGCUGUCAAAUUUGUUAUUACCAGAGAUAUGAAGGGGAGAAUAAGCGUCAACAUCCGCGAAUAUACUAAUGCUGUGAACUGCCAUUUUGAUCUUAGAUUCGGCGGCAAAUUUGAAAAUACGAUAAUCUAUAGGGCUUAACUUUAUAUCAUAUAACUUGUAUGAAAAUUGUAAUAUUUUAAAACACGUGAAAACAAUUUUAAAAUAAGCAACACUUCAACAUAGAGAAUGUAUAGAUGUGUAGGUUAACUUAUUUUUUUCUUUAACCGGAGCUACGGUCCUUUGAGAACCAGGUCCUUCUCAACAAUCGACUAUUAAUCCUUCCUGUCCUGAGCGUGGUACUUUCAACGUCGAAUUCUUAGUUGAAUCAAGUUCAACAUCAUCCAUCCAGCAAAACGCGGUUGGGAAGAAGAUCAAAAUGGAGGUUUCACGGCGUCCAUUGAAAUUUGGUUGCGCACUCGUCUAAGCUUAUUAUCUCUUCCAUAUCUCUUGUCAUUACCAUGUCUAAAUAGAUAAAUAAUAUUCCAGUAACGUAAAGAUAAAUUUCUGAAAGAGAAAAUGUUAUGUUGGUAAUUUUGUGAUACUUUCAAUAGAAAAAAUUUAUAACUGUAAUUUAUGUGACAAGAUAUUCAUUUGUUGGAAAAAUUGUACCUAGAAUGAAAGGGAGAACGAACUAUUUAUGUAAAAUACUUCAACUCAAAACAUAGACAAUUAUACCUAUCCAAAAUAUUCCCAUAGUGACAUUUUGGGAACAUUAUAGUACAGCAGCGCACCUAGUGGUUAGCUCUUAUUGGUUAGUACUAAAAUUACAAAUUUGAAGAUACAAGGUGGAAAAUAAUGAUUUGACAUUGAAAAGAAUGAAAAUGAAAAUUUUGUAUAAUUAGACUAUUCUAUUAACUAUGGAAUCGUUUGAGAAAAUCGUCGGUAUUUGUUAUUAUUUAAGUCUAACUUAAAAUAUAUAACUUGUUACGAAAUUUGAAGAUUCUUAUGAGAAAGGUAAUUAUUUAGCUUUGCUUAAUAUUCUGAAUUAGAUUAUAAGAUUAAUACAGUUUAAAUAUGGUUGUGAUUCAAUUCCAAAGCCUUUUGUUCACUUAUACAAGUGAAUGUUAAUUUUUGCGCCUAUAUUUAUAAAUAUUUUUCUUGUAGAUAUUUUCUUAUUAUUCAAUUUUAGCAAAUAGCAGUUUUUUAUUUGUAUGUAGUAGAAUGUUUUUCAAAUUAGUCAUUCAGUGAAUGAUUAUUGAAAUUACCAUUUUUCAAUUUUAUCAUACAUUUAUAGGAUUUUUAGUUGAAAAAAAUGUUUAAUUUCAUUUGGGGGUCAAAAUAGGUGAAAAACUACAAUGAAAAUCACUAUAAAGAUAUUUUGAAAAUGUGAAAAAAUGGUAUAAAUAAAAAUUGUGAAGAAUAACAUUUUCUAUAAAAUCGUCUAGAUUUUCUUUCGACUUUUUUGCAAUAAAUAUUUGUUAUGUGGAAACUUUUAAAAUCAUCUACAUCUAUUUAUUCAAAACAUUAAAAUUUAUAUUUCUAAAAAAAUUUUUUUAAAUCUCAUUUUUACAUAUAUUUAAUAAAAGAUAAUUGAAAAGUCACAUUUUUUAAGAGCUAUAAAAACUAUAUUUCUAUUAUCCAAUUUCUACCGCAAGUAUGCCAAAACUGUGUCGAUAGAAGACCUUUCGAAUUUUUUUGAGAUUAUUUCAAAAACAUUGUUUACACUACCACUACACCAAUCACAAUUACACUGUCUGAUACGCGUUUCGAUAACCAAGUUAUUGUCUUCAGAGACUGAACUUUCAGUUUACCUUGGGCUCCAAGGUAAAGGAGGAGAAUUUGGUUAUCGAAACGUUCGUCAGACAGUGUAAUUGUGAGUGUUGGUUCAAUAUAUUGAGUACAAAUGUCAGCAACCAUUUCAAAAAUUUCAACUAAAUGAAGGUCUGUACGUUUACUACUUCUACACCAACACUUAAAUUACAUUGUCUGGUCCUUCGAUCCGGAUAUGCACCUAUGGCUCGAAAAACCCGACAAUGUAAUUAUGAGUGUUGGUGUAAUAUUUUCAGUAUGAAUAUAAAUAUCACUAACAGUACUAGAAAUUACAACUUACCAAAAAAGUGUUAUAGGGUAGUUUAUAAUUUUCUACCCCCAAAAUGAGAUUCAACUUUUCACAAUAAAUCCUUUAAAUGUAAGUUGAAAUGAACUGGUAUGGUAACUUGAAUCCUCUUUCAAUUGUUCUAGUGCUUUUUGUUAUUUUUAGUUUUAAAUUUUUCUAUACUGUUAAUUCUAAGGAUGUAAUGCGUUAAUCAAUUAUUCUGAGAUUGAAGACCAAAUAGUAUGUUCACCUAUGAAAGUAUAGUUAUUACUCGUUGACAAUAUAAAUAAAUUUAUUUAGUAUCUUG